AUGACAAGUCCAGAGCUUCUCUCUCUCAUCUUUUUUCACCUCACUCUUGUCUUUUUUGUCUUGGAUCUUGCAAAUGCUCAAGGCUUGAAAGUUGGGUUCUACCAACAGACCUGCCCCUCCGCCGAGGCCAUUAUCAAGAACACAACAGCUCAAUACAUCUCUCGAGCACCAAGCCUUGCCCCUGCAUUGCUAAGAAUGCAUUUUCAUGACUGUUUUGUUAACGGAUGUGAUGGUUCUGUUCUCAUAAACUCUACCAAGAAGAACCAAGCCGAGAAAGAUGCAGCCCCCAACACAAGUUUAAGAGGUUUUCAAGUGAUUGAUGCUGCCAAAACUGCAGUAGAAAAAAAGUGCCCUGGAGUUGUUUCUUGUGCUGACAUCGUCGCCUUGGUGGCUCGAGAUGCAGUUUCAAUGAUCAAAGGAACAUCAUGGUCAGUGCCCACGGGACGAAGGGACGGAAGAGUGUCAACGGCCCAAAAUGCCUUGAAAAACCUACCAUCUCCAUUUUCCAAUAUAACUCAACUAAAAGCAUCUUUUGGGUCAAAGGGUUUGAGUGUAAAAGACCUUGCAGUCCUAUCUGGAGGCCACACCAUAGGGAUCUCUCACUGCUUUCCGGCCGUCACGAUCCGGUUGUACAACUUCACUGGCAAAGGUGACACUGACCCAACAAUUGAUCCAAACUAUGCAGCUGCGUUGAAGAAAAUAUAA
Messenger RNA from Ilex paraguariensis (yerba mate), 705 nucleotides. NCBI's taxonomy places the organism in Eukaryota, Viridiplantae, Streptophyta, Magnoliopsida, Aquifoliales, Aquifoliaceae. The record is from the annotation of a GenBank genome assembly.